AUGGACGGUCCCGGGAUCAGCGAUGGCGCGCAGGCGUACGCGUCCAUGGCUGGAAAGCUGGACGCGAGACUGCUCCAAGCCGUCGACAAAAUGGGCUUUGCCGAUAUGACGCCGGUCCAGCAUCGCGUGUUGACCGAACUUCCCGACUGGCGCAGUGACUGUCUGGUCCAGGCGAAAACGGGGACGGGGAAAACGCUCGCCUUUCUGCUUCCUGCAUUGCACUGUCUCCUGAAGGGAAAUUCCGCGCCGCCAAGAGGUCAGGUCGCCAUCUUGAUCAUCACCCCUACGCGAGAGCUGGCCCAGCAAAUCGCCAAGUCCUGCGAUCAACUCACGUCGCAACUCCCGAAACCGCUUGAAUGCCACAUUGCCGUGGGUGGAACAGCUCGCGCGUCCGCGCAUGCCCGCUUCAUGAAGGGGGCGCCUUCUGUCCUGGUGGCAACUCCGGGACGGCUGAAAGAUUACCUCUCCGACGAAUCCACGGCAGAGAAGCUGUCGAACAUCCAGACCCUCAUCUUGGAUGAAGCAGAUACCAUGCUUGACAGCGGCUUUAUCGCUGACGUGAAGCGGAUCCUCCAACUCAUCCCACCCAAGAGCGCUGGCUGGCAAGGUAUGUGCUUCUCGGCCACUGUUUCGCCCAAAGUCAAGGAUGUGAUCAGUGUUGUGCUUAAGUCCGGAUACACUAGCAUUUCGACCAUCGAGAAGAAUGAAGCGCCCACACAUGAGAGAGUACCCCAGUACCACGUGCUCAUCCCGUCGGUGGCCCAGACGUUCACCACCCUGACCUCCCUUCUCAAUCUCGAAAUGAAGGCAUGCUCUAAGAUCAUUGUGUUUGGCAUCACGGCCAACAUGGUUGCCCUCUUUGCGGGCGUCUUUUCCCAAGGCUUGACCCCGCUGCGGGUGUUUGAAAUUCACUCCCGGCUCAGCCAGAGCGCUCGCACGAAGACCACGAAUCAAUUCAAGGAAGCGGCGGCCGGCAUCCUGUUCGCUUCGGAUGUUAUUGGCCGUGGCAUGGACUUCCCCAACGUCGAUCUGGUCAUCCAGGUCGGCCUGCCCUCAAACGCUGAGCAGUACGUCCACCGUGUCGGUCGGACAGCCCGUGCCGGAAAUGACGGGCGCGCCAUUAUCCUCCUCACCCAGGCCGAGUCUUUCUUCCUGAAGAACAACCGCCACUUGCCCAUCCAGCCUCACCCGCAAACCAACAUGAUCAAUGAGGGUGCGUCGUCGUGCGCGGAUGCCGUCACGCAGGCUAUGUACAAUAUUGAUGAAGUGACCAAGCAACGCGCCUACUCGUCUUUCAUCGGUUUCUUUGCCGGUUCGGGUCUCAUGAAGCAGCUUCGUCUCGAUAAGCCGGGUCUGGUUCAACUCGCCAACGAGCUGGCUAUCGAGGGCAUGGCGUGUCCCGAGCCUCCGCCCAUGGACAAGAAGGUCGUGGGCAAGAUGGGGUUGAAGGGCGUGCCGGGAUUCAACUAUGGGAACGGGAGUGAUUCUGUUCAACCCCACAGGCGAUUCCAGGGCAAGCCUCGCGAUGCGCUAAGCCCUGGAGCUACUCGAGGCGCACAAAACGGGGUCGAGAAGAACCGUGGAGGUCAGGGAGGUCGUGGAGGCCGCGGUCGGGGACGUGGUGGGCGUGGACGAGGUGGGAGGCAAGCACAACGCCCCUGA
Molecule: messenger RNA, 1662 nt
Organism: Aspergillus terreus NIH2624
Lineage: Eukaryota; Fungi; Ascomycota; Eurotiomycetes; Eurotiales; Aspergillaceae
Product: DEAD/DEAH box helicase
Exons: 1
Coding region: 1-1662 (553 amino acids)
Cellular component (GO): mitochondrion
Molecular function (GO): ATP binding; nucleic acid binding
Source: RefSeq, a predicted model, not a curated record